UUAAUAGAAUUCCUCAUGGAUGACACGCAUUACAAUCCGGUGCUAAGUAAUAUAUUAGUGAGGUUAAUAUGUGGGUUGAGGAAUUCUGUUAAAUAUAUGGUAUAUGUGCCCCAACUUAUGCACGACAGGGACAGAACUGACUCCUACUUUAAACAACGGACAAAUGUGUAUAAUUUCUUAUUGGCAUGUGGCACUUUUAAAGUCCCACAGCAAUACUGCAAAGCAAAAACUAGCACUCCAUUUACAAUUUUUCCUCCCUUUUUUUUCUUCAUUAGGAUCAAUGGCUGUAACAUACUCUCUUUCAGCACCUAUUCUAAUUAACAAAUCAUCUUCCACUGCAAGAACAAGUCUCUCUGCCCACAGAGUCGAGGUGCGUGCAAGUUGUCACAAUAUCUCAAUCCAUGUCUCCGCAACAACAACAACAACUAGUCCGCUUCAGAUUGGAUCAACUUCAAGAAACAGGCUUGUAUUUGAAGAUAAGUCAACUGGUGUAAUUUGUUAUAAAGAUGAGAAUGGAGAGAUCACAUGUGAAGGAUAUGAUGAAGGACCUCGAUUUUGCCAGCAAGUGCCAAAGUCUUCUUAUAAAUCAAGAGAUGAAGAGAUUAUAGAGCUCCUCCAAAAAUGUUGGCUUCAUAUUGCUGCUGCUGCUGAAUAAACAGAUUUUUGUGCAUUUCUCAAUACAAUCUUAUGAUUAUCAGCACUUUGACACUUCUAACAAAUAACACAAGAAACAGAACAAGAAUAGUCUGUUUAUGUACAUCUUAUGUAUUCAUUCCCCUCUAUGAAUAGUAUAUUUUGACAAGAAGAAAAGGAACAAGGACUUGCCUUUUCCUGGUGCAGAUGUAAAUUAAGAAGUGUACAUUUUACGUAUGACAAUUCAUUUUGCACUUUC
Nicotiana tabacum (common tobacco) is the source of this 892-nucleotide messenger RNA. The record is from RefSeq and is a predicted model, not a curated record. NCBI's taxonomy places the organism in Eukaryota, Viridiplantae, Streptophyta, Magnoliopsida, Solanales, Solanaceae.